Messenger RNA from Megalobrama amblycephala (Wuchang bream), 8461 nucleotides. It is a transcript of the gene nhsb, whose product is annotated as Nance-Horan syndrome b (congenital cataracts and dental anomalies). The coding region runs from base 489 to 5297 and encodes 1602 amino acids. Gene Ontology annotation, biological process: cell differentiation; lens development in camera-type eye. Lineage: Eukaryota; Metazoa; Chordata; Actinopteri; Cypriniformes; Xenocyprididae. The transcript has 11 exons. The record is from RefSeq and is a predicted model, not a curated record.
AGGGUGAUAGGCCUGUGAGUGUGUGUAGACCAUCGUCCAUGGAAGCUUUUUAUUUUAAAAACUAAUACGGUUAAGGCCUGGCUCAUGAAUAUUAACGCAGCACCUGACUGGCCGCUUACCAGGCGACGUCAUUGUGUUCUAAUUAAUAUUCAAGUGGCACGCCUUCGCCAUAGUAGAAUGUGAAAUUUCUCUCCGCUCCUGGCACAAGUAGACCAGUCCGUGUUUUUGCAAAGCCUCUCUCAAUCCAACCUCAGCCUCAAAGCCCCGAAAGAACCAAGCAGCCUACCAAAAAGCAUCCAGGACCAGAGGAGGAGCAGAGAUUUUCACUGAGAAACCUCCAUCCCUGUGUGAUCUCCUCUAACGGGAGAGCUGAAGUGAUGGCGGGUUGCGCGGAGGAUUCGUGGAUUUUUGCUUGACAGGGACCAGAAUCUUCUGUUGGAUUAGUUGAAUUAUUCAUUUAUGGGGGAUUUGCAUUUACCUACUGAAAAAUGCCUUUUGCCAAACGGAUCGUUGAGCCCCAGCUGCUGUGCAGACAUCCCAUCCCUAAUGAUGAAGGGUUACUGUUCGAGGAUCUGUGCUCCAUCACCAAUGUGGCUCUAUCCCGGACCCUGCGGCAGCUCUCCGACCUGUCCAAACACGCCUGCUCCUUAUUUCAGGAGCUUGAGAACGAAAUAGUCUCCACAAACCAACGGGUUUGGGCUUUGCAGAACAAAAUAGGCAAAAUUCAGCAAACCGCCAGUGCGCUGGAUCCAAAACUGGAGGCUGUGCCGGUAUCAAAUCUGGAUGUUGAGAGUAAACUGACAUCCCACUAUCAGGCUUCAUGGCAUCAGCAACACAAUCUGUUCCACACUUGUACACGGCCACCAUGUCUGGAGGAGUUACACCGACAUGCCAAGCUCAACCUGCGGGCGCUGCACAGAGACCAGCAGCAGCGUCAGCGUUCAACCAGCAGAGAGCGUGGUCGGGUCACCAUAUCAAUAUCUGUGGCCCCACCCAUGCCAACCUUCCCUUCAACUCACAAACUCAGAAGGCGGGAGCAGAGGGGGCGACACUCACGCCUGGAGAGGAGCAUUAGAGAGAGUGAUGUGCAGACUAUCCAGAGGAAGGAGAGACCAGCCAAGGAGGCUGAAUUCAAACCCGUCCUCAGAAAGUAUCAGCGCUCCCGUUCCUCCUCCCCUGUUCAGUGUUGUUACUUCAUUCCUUGGAUGAGAAAGGCUGGUACCAACACAGAAACAGAUGGAGAAUUGCCAGUGAUGAGCCAUAGGCCUAAAUGUCCUGUUCCCAAUAUACCUACCACCCUGGACAAACAGACCAACUGGUCCAAAGCCCUGCCUCUUCCCACGCCAGAAGAGAGAAUAAAGAAUGACUCUCAAGUGAUUUCAUCCUGUAUCAUUCCAAUAAAUGUUUCUGGUGUUGGAUUUGACAGAGAAGCUAGUGCUCGCUGCUCUCUUGUUCAUUCACAGUCGGUUCUACAGAGACGACGGAAACUCAGGAGGCGAAAAACGAUCACUGGAAUCCCCAAACGGGUUCAACAAGACAUGGAUUCUGAUGAAUCACCUGUGGCUAGAGAGAGAACAGUUAUCAUCCAUGCCAACCCACACAAGUCACUGUGGCAUGAGGAGCUCUCCCUGAGUGGCCGAGUAUUGCACACCAAGGACUCUGGCUGUCAGACAGAUGACUUCCUGAUUGCUGCUCCAUCCCGGAGGCGUAUCCGUGCCCAAAGGGGUCAGGGAAUUCCAGCUUCUCUCUCACACUCCACUGGAAACAUCACCUCUCUGCCGGAUCGCUCUGAUACUGUGUAUGCUGCAGCGACAGCCACUCGUGUUCGUUCAAGAAGUCUACCACGAGAGGGUGGCCGACUUCUGGAUGAGGACCAAGAUGACAGUGAUGAUGAUGAUGAUGAUGAUGAAGAUGAUGAAGAGGAAGAUGAGGAGCUCUCUCCAUAUGAAGCUGAGGACUUCCUACCAGGUCCAGGACAGAGAAUUCCAAAGGAUGAGGAAGAGAGUACUGAUGACCAAGCCAUGCCAGAGCUACAGUUUGGAAGCCUCAAACGUAUGCAGCAUUCAGAGAGCCCUGACCACGCCUGGAUCGAGAGAGGCAGAUCCAGGCUCCCACGCAAAGUUGACAUGGGAAGCUGUGAGAUUUCAUCCAGCUCAGAUACUUUCAGCAGCCCCAUCCACUCUGCCUCUACUACAGGAGUGCUUGGCAGCCAGAUCGACCAUAAAGAGGAUCACCAGUCCUCAAGUGGCAACUGGAGCGGAAGCAGCUCCACUUGCCCAUCGCAGACGUCUGAGACUCUUCCGCCUGCUGCCUCCCCUCCCCUGACUGGAUCCUCGCACUGUGAUUCAGAACUUUCCCUCAAUACUGGGUCCCAUGUCAUUGAUGAUACCACUGGCUUCAUAAUUGAUCCCUACCACAUGGAAAAGCCACAAGGACAGGGGCAACGAUCCAAUUCUUUUACCUCAUCGGCUACUGAUCAGAUGGAUGAUGCUGGGGUCAGCACUGCUAGUGAUGGUGAGUGGAACUGUGCCCAGGACCAGCAGGAUCAGCCCUGCCCCCAAGACUUCAGCCCAAAGCAUUCCAGAGAGGAUGAGAGUGGCGUUAGCUGCCCCAGUUAUUCGAGUGGGGAAACUUAUGAGAGCUUCGGUGACCAGGCAUCCACUAGAAAAUCUGAGAUGCACUACAUCGUUGACACUGAAGGAUUCUAUUCCUCCAUGCACUUUGACUGUGGUCUUAAGGGUAGCAGAAGCUACUACAACUAUGCAGCCAUUGACCCAGACUGUGGCCCAAGUGGGAAUAUAGCACCUGGCAUGGGUGAAUACCCUCAGUCAGAGUACAGAGCCACCAGGACACUGGGCAGACCGUGUCUCUCCUUAAGAAAACCAAAGGCCAAGCCACCCCCACCAAAACGUAGCUCUUCAUUAAAGGAAACAAGCAGUGGUGUGAAUGUUCUAGAGCCGAGCGAACCAAAGAUUACGUGCGAGUUGCCGCUGCCCUUGUCUUCCAGGGAGAUGAAACUGCAGCUUGACUUGGCUGGUUCUGCAGGGCACCUUGAGACUGCAGGUCUUGAGUCACUUGGCGCAUGGGGAGUGGAGAAUGUCAGGGACAUUCUUGACUGCUCCUCUCCAUUCAGUUCCUCAGACACACAUUCCUUUAAGGAUGAAGGUGCUGUGCAAGCAGACUAUGCAGACCUCUGGCUCCACAAUGACUUGAAAUCAAAUGACCCUUACCGGUCUCUGUCCAACUCUAGUGCUGCUACGGGUACAACUGUUAUUGAAUGCAUCAAGUCAUCAGAAAGUACAGAAUUGCAAGCCUGUCAACCCAGGUCCAGACCUGCUUCUCCAACUCUUCCUCCACCUGAAGGUUACUUCAAGCUGGCUUCCCCUGAAAAGCUGGCAGGCUUAGCAUCCCCUUCCAGUGGAUAUUCCAGUCAGUCUGAAACACCUACAUCUUCCUUCCCUUCCGCCUUCUUCCCAGGGCCUCUGUCUCCAACCAGUGGCAAGAGGAAACCCAAAGUCCCUGAAAGGAAGUCCUCACUUUGUUCCCUACAACAGCCACAGCUUUUAGUCAGAGACCCAGGCAUUUCCUCCAGGAGGGAAACUGACUUCCAUGCCAUACCCCCCAGUCACCUCGACCUAAGUGCUCUUCACAGUAAGCACUUUGCUCACAGAAAUCAGAUGCACAUCCUCCACCAGAAUAAGCAGAAAGCUGCCAUAGCUGCGGCUGCUGCUGCAGAAGCUCGCACUGCAGCUGUCGCUGCUGCCGCUGCUGCAGAGGCUCGCAUUGCAGCUGCAGCUUCCUCUUCAGAGUCUGCAACAAGCACAGCACCCAGCUCAGCCCAUUUGGCUAUCACUCCAACUGUUCUUAGAUCAGUGCAACUGCGAUCUAUUUGUAGACCAUCUGAGGGGAACCAAGGUUAUGCUCUGGCCAGUGCAAAUCCAGUGGCUCGCCCUAAGUGCCCCACAGUAAUAACUGACGCCCCGUCCUCUAGCAACAGGCACAACAGAAAACCACCAGCCUACAAACCCCCUUCGGCACAGUUCUGUGAAUCGCAAUUUCCACUGGUGGAAAACGUUGUUCUUCCCCAGGAGGAAGUGAGAGUGAAACAGGAGAGGCUUGGUCCUGGUACUUACUGGGCAAUGACUGCUUUCAGAACUCCUGUAGAUCCUACUCCUGAAAAAGAAGACUCUUCAACAAGGUCAUGUCAAAGUACUGAGCAAGAACAAGACUGCAGAAGGAACCCAGAUGUGCAACUGACCAUGUCACCAGAGAGACUAAAACAAGAUAUAAAUCACCUGUCGCGGCCAGACCCUUCAGCACAGCCCGUGUGUUUGGCCAGUACAAUGCCGCCUCCGGCUUAUAGUGAAAUACAGAGAAGCAAUUUUGUACUGUGCAACAGUCCUGACAAAGUGCCUGUUUCAACUCAAGAGGCAUCGCACAUUUACACAAUCGGCGAUGUACAAGGCAGAGAGGAGGAUUAUGAGACAUCAGGUGUCGCAACCAGAAGUGCCUCACAGGACAUGAGGGAAGAAGAGUCGACCCCGGACACAGAGGACUACUUCAGCAAGGAAUCAACUCCUAGUGACAAUUCAUCCUCUCCUUUGACUGAUGACUCUAAACCUGAUGAUGAAAAUGCUUUUCCAUCCCCCAACAAACUACGCACAACUGAAGAUCUGUUUGCUAUGAUACACAGAUCUAAAAGGAAAGUGCUGGGACGUAAAGACUCGGGGGAGAUGAGUGGAAAAAGUCGGCCUGGUGUAGCACCUGCAACCAUCCCUGUCAGCAAUCCUACUGUAUGCCCUGUCACCCCUGCUUCCUCAGUCCCUUCAAACAACUCCCAGCGAGCCUCAGGACCCAUCUACAGGAGUGCCAAAAAGUCCAGUACAUCCAGUGAGGAAUUUAAACUCCUGCUGCUAAAGAAGGGUAGUCGCUCAGACUCGAGUUACCGCAUGUCUGCUACAGAGAUCCUUAAGAGCCCCAUCACACCCAAGACUCAAGGAGAGCUGCUAUUAGAGGCUGCAAGGCAAACAGAGGAGCCCCCCAUACCCCAACAGGAUUCCACUAGCAAUGAUGAUCCAAUUCCGAGCUCAUUCCCUAAGGCCAACAGUGAGGGAUUCUCCCCAAAAACACUUACCAUGUCAGCUGCCUCCAGACAGGGACGUUCUAGGAUUCCACCUGCUGCAAACAGCAGUCGCUAUAGCACGCGGAGUCGGCUGUACACUGCCCCGAUGCAGGCCAUAUCAGAAGGAGAGACUGAAAACUCAGAUGGAAGUCCACAUGAUGACCGCUCCUCUUAGUGGUAUAAUAAUUUUUUAACCACUUAGCGAAAUGAUAAAUCUUUUAUAAUAUGAAAAUAUUCUGUUUGAACUGUGUGAGAGUGCUGUAUACAUAUUAUGAUUUACCUUAGUGUUCUCCCCUGAAGUUUGUGGUUUGAAAAAAAAAAAACAUUGGUUUCUUUAAGCUCCUUUUGUACACUAUAAGUCAACUAAAAACUUGGAAGACGUACAUGAAUUUUUGCAUUACCCAAUAAUCGAGGAAUCAUAAUCCCACACUUUUAUGCUCACAAAAUAAGGUGUAAUCAGUUGUCAUUCCUUAACAAGAUAUUGAAAAGGUAACUUGUUUCUUUUUUAAUAUGACAAAAAAACAAUUCUGUUUCCACCAUCCAUCACAAAUAUACAUGAAGCUUUUCUGAGGACAAUCAUCGCACCAUGGCCUUUCUUAGCAGGGUGUCUAAGUGUGCAAGGGGAAAGACUACUGAGACAAAAAGCCAGAAAUGUCAUGAACGUAAUUCUAAAAGUGGACUGGUAUGCAAAACCAUUUAUUCUUUUGCACUUAAUUGGUUAAUUAUACCUUGAAAUAUACAACCUGGAUGUACUGUUAAAAAACAAGGUGAUCUGAAAAAAGUAAUCCAGUUUUAGUUUUUCGUUUAGAGUAAUGGAACGUCUGUGGUGUGUGUCUGUGUCUUUUCAUGCUGUUUGAAUCUCAAACUCUCAAACAGUAUUCCAACAACUGUUAUGAAAAAAAAAGUAACCCUUUUUAUGUUUAGUUUACCAUUUCUUCAAAGACCCAAAUUGGGUUGUGCAUUUUUGUCACAUUUUUCAGGUGUCAUCGUGUAUAUUUACUUAAAAACCCAACAUGGAAAAUAUGUGUGACUGCAGAAGAAAUGAGGACUUCAGAGAGAAAUUUACUUCAAUCUCAAUGUAUUCUGUGAAUACCCUUAAAAUCAAGCAUACUGUACAUUUGAAGAAGAAUGGAUUCGCUUUUAAAGUGAAACUCUUCAGAGUUGGAAGUCUUCUCAGAGUUCAAAACUCAUAGGAAUUAGCUAAUUUGUCAAGCCUACACUGUGCCACUGAAGGGAAGGUGACAAGCUGUGAAAAGAUCGAUUUUUGGUCGUCCAUCUGAUUAACGCUCUUUCACUGUGGUCGUAAUUCAGUUUCUUCAUCCUCUGUACAGCAUGCAAUAAAACACUAGAACAUGUCACAUCUCCACUUAAAAUGUAUUUCCACCUUCACUUGAAUUUGUUGAGUAUGUGCUAUGUUCAGUAAAUGUACAAAAUGUAUAAGAUUUGUUUGAAAUUUGUAGUUUUACAUCACUGUAUACACAGUUUGAGCUUUUUUCCAUUUAGUGGAGGAACCGGACAAUCUAAUCUAAUGAAGCACUAUUCGUGUACAGCUGAGUUUUGAAAGAACGGAUUGAGGCGCGAGGGGCCAUUUUGUUUAAAUGAUGAUAGAAUUAUAUUUAGGGAUUAAUGUAAUGCGAGAACUGAUAUCUCAAUCUCUGGGAUAUAUAGAUGAAAUAACUGCAAAGAGGCAGCAGUUUAAAAUUCAUUGCUCAUAUCUGUAUAUACAUGGAUGAUUGACUUAAACAUAAAAUUUCAGCCUUUUUUCUGAACUGUUGUUGGUUUGUCAUGUACUGUCAUGUCCAAGAGGUUUGAGAAUUGAAUUCUUUUUAUUGUUUUAUACCGGUAGAGGAACCUUCCAGGAUAUUCUGAGACACUAACAGAACUGAUGUUUUCUCUUAAAUAGGAGCUGCAAUGUGCCACGUCUUAUUUCUCCUUUAAUACAACCCUGUCUGAUGGUUGUUGCAAUUAGCAUUGCUUUAUAACUACAGACUUUUGGAAGUACAGACUACUUUUUUUUCCCUUAUGUCCAUAUACUAGAACUAAAUCUAUAAAAUCUUCUUUUAGAUUGCAACAUUUAAUAGAAAAAAAAAGUAUUUUUAAUUAUGGGAUAUUUUAUCCAGAGAAUUAUUUUGUUAAUGAAUUUGGAAAAGAAUAAUGAUAAAGCUUUAUUUAAAUAAAAUAAGAAAAAAUGUUUCAUAUCAGGGGUGUAUCAGCCAAUGAUGAAGAUAGCGAACUUGUAAACAUUUCUAAUUAGCUGUAAACUUGCAUCUGAACAAAUAAGCUAUUCUAUAUGUUAUACAACUGUAGUUAAAUGUUUUGGUGCUUUGAAUUCUAUACCCAGGCCAUAUUCUGUCAUUGUUGCCAUAUGGUGGGGAAAAAAUGUCAUUGACUUCAUCGGUUUCCUUUUCAUACUUUUCUCUCUGUACUUGUGAUGCAAAAGCAGUCAUGAAAACAACACUCGUGACAACAACAUUUAGAUAUGUAGCAAUGAAUAUGUCUUUUGUUUUUAUUUUAUUUUUCAUACAACAGUAGCCACUUUUGAGGUAUCAACCCAGUUACCUGUAGUGAAGCUAACCAGUCAGUUUAGGCCUUAUUUGCAAAAUAUUAAAGAAAAAAUGAAGGGAAAUCACAAAGUGUGUUAUCUGUAUCAUUGUUUUACCUCAACACAGUUUUGGACUGUUUUAAACAGGUACAAGGUACUACACAAAAAAUCAUAUCAAUAAAGAACGAACGAAAGAAAACAAAAGACACUACACAAGAGUUAUUUUAUUGUUUUCUUUGUUGUAACUGAAAUAUAAUCCAUCUUGGACUGUUUCUUUGUUUUCUUUUUCUUUUUUUAGACACAUUUUUGCUGAAUUACAUUAAUGGAGAAGCACAGUCUGUUUUGCCAAAUGGUUUUAAAUGUGUUUUGGUGUGAAAUUAUUGCAAAUUAUAAUAAAUUAAUUGAUGAAUUAAUAAAAAAAAAGAGGGUUAAAAUGAUAAUGUCCAUGUCAAGCUGCAUCUCAUUCAGUUACAAUAAUCAGGAAACAAAUCUCAAUCUGCAUAUCGCUUCAAGAGAUUUGAAUCCAUUUUGUAUUUUUGUAUAAACAUGUACAUAUGAUCCUUUAUAAAGUUAAAAAAGAGAAGACACAAAUGUUUCAUUUUGUAACAUGUUUUAAAGGUUUACAUUAAUUCCAAGCCUUUGUAUAUUUUUUGAGCUGUGCGACUCUCUCAGUCCUGUAUUUAUUUUUUAGUAAACAUUGUGAAAAUUCCAUUGUAAAUUUGAACCAUUUCUUGCCGGCUCAAGUGACUGCUUAGUAACUGUGCAUAGAGAAAGCCAAUAAAUGUGACUGCAUUGAA